AUGGCUUCUCUUCACGAUAGUCCAGCUUCCACACCUCAUUUCUUCAAGAUCAUUCUAGAUAAGACUUCUAAAAACACCAAAAUUAAAAUUCCAGUGAAGUUUUUGGUGGAGUUGAAGAAACAAAAAGUGCCAAGCAAUUUAUGGAAUCCAUUGAAAAUGAAAUCCACGUAUAACACCCUAAAGGAGGAUUGGACAAUGGAUGACUUGAUUACAAUCUUUAUUCUUGAGAAUAGGACACAAGCUUGUCUUGGUGUUGUUAACAUGAUCACUACCAAGAAGUGUUAG
Prunus armeniaca (apricot) is the source of this 285-nucleotide messenger RNA. The record is from the annotation of a GenBank genome assembly. NCBI's taxonomy places the organism in Eukaryota, Viridiplantae, Streptophyta, Magnoliopsida, Rosales, Rosaceae.